Molecule: messenger RNA, 894 nt
Organism: Microsporum canis CBS 113480
Lineage: Eukaryota; Fungi; Ascomycota; Eurotiomycetes; Onygenales; Arthrodermataceae
Exons: 3
Coding region: 1-894 (297 amino acids)
Source: RefSeq, a predicted model, not a curated record
AUGUUCUCCUUCCCAGCCCAACUCGAGUCGGAUCAGCAGCCACGGAACUGGUAUCAAGACCUUCUGGACCAUCCGGACUGCCAGGGCGACCCUGUAAAGGUGCAGCAGGCCUAUGAGUCCUACAGACAUGGGAGCCUGACAAGGUCUCUUACAUCCUUGACACAGGCGGACGGCAAGCCAAAGAUUACACCUAGUCCGGCCCUUGUUCAGUAUCUCUCUUACGUCGUAAACGACACCACGCCUAAGGAGGUCGAAAAUCAUUAUAGAGAUGAGAACCUUAAUUAUAUGUGGUUUCCUGAGCCCUCUAGGUUGCAUUUAUCUGUCAUUGAGAUCUCGCAUCGCCAUCCAAUGGCCCAUCUGCGGUCUGUAUUUGACCAAAUUGGAAAAUCGCUCUUCCAGAAAUUACUGGACCAUCCAGCUACCCUUGCGGCAACUGAAUCUAGGACUUCUCGUCUUGGGAGACCGAUGCUGCUCUUUGACGGCGUUGGAGUAGCCAUCUCAUUCGUUCCAGUUGGGACUGACCAGUACACCUACCACCAUCUGCGGGCAGACCUGCACAACAUGGCUGUAAGCAGUGGAAUCAAGACAGACACAUGUUACACUGCUUGUAUGAGCCAUAUCACACUUGGCCGCUUUGUAUCUUCAAAAAACUUCGAUUUGGAAACUGCCGAAAUGGCUCAGCAGCGGCUCAGAGACUGGAUAAAUACUAUCCAAUCUAUAAAUAAAGAGCUCAAUGAGUAUUACCAGGCCAACGACUGGGAAUGGACUGUUGGAGAAGAGAAGGGGCUGGAACUGCAGAUGGGCAUGCUCAAGUUUGGGCGGGAUACAGACGCGGCCGAAAUGGCUGGACGAUGCUUCGGUGAUGAAGCUAUGCCAUCAAUGACAGCUAAUUAG